Molecule: messenger RNA, 2094 nt
Organism: Nerophis lumbriciformis (worm pipefish)
Lineage: Eukaryota; Metazoa; Chordata; Actinopteri; Syngnathiformes; Syngnathidae
Source: RefSeq, a predicted model, not a curated record
AUGGAAUCCUCAGCACCCCCUGCUGCCUUGUCUGUGACUGAGGUUAACGGGCCUGGCACCCAAGUGGCGGAGCCGCAGAUUGCAAUGUUCUGUGGGCGUCAACUGUUACAUAUGAACCCACAGACGGGCCAGUGGGAACCGGACCCUCAAGGGCGCAAGGACUGCUUCAAAGAUCCCAGUGAAAUUCUCUCCUACUGUCAGGAGAUGUACCCAGCGCUUUCCAUCUCCCACGUAGAGGAGGCAAAAAGUCCUGUGAACAUCCCUUACUGGUGUAAGAAAGGCUGGAGCCACUGCCAGGCACACCCUUUCAUAGUGGUGCCCUAUCGCUGUCUAGAGGGCGAGUAUGUGAGCGAGGCUUUGCUGGUUCCAGACCGGUGCCGCUUCCUCCACCAGGAGAAGAUGGAUGCCUGCGAGAGCUAUGUGUAUUGGCACAACAUUGCAAAGGAGGCCUGUACUGUAGAAAAUCUGGAGCUUCACAGCUAUGGAAUGCUUUUGCCUUGCGGAGAAAAUUUCCGCGGGGUGGAGUAUGUUUGCUGCCCAGGUCGAAGCAGCUCAAGCAGUAAGGCAGACUUGGAGGAAAGAGAACUGCUUGCUGGCCACCAGACGUCACAUAAUAGCGGAAUUUUUAAUUCUGCUGUCAAAGUGACAGAACCCACCCCGACCCCCACCUCUGACACAGACGUGUACGAGGCGGACAUGGAGGAUGACGAUGACGAAGUGGUGGAAGAAGAUGAGGAGGAAGAGGAAGAUGAAGACGAGGUCGAUGAGGAGGCGAUGGAUGAGGAGGAUGAGGAGGAGCCCGUUGCAGUGAGAAACUCCGAGAAGUACGAAUACCCCAUCGACUCUGGUACCUACCAGAUGUCUGACUAUCUGGACUCAUCCUACGAUGUAAAAAGCUACAAAGCCACAACCUCGCCACCUGUGAUGAAGGAAGACAGUGUGACAACAACUCGGCCCACAGAUGGCAUGGACGUCUAUUUUGAGAAGCCAGCGGAUGACACGGAGCAUGCCAACUUCCUGCGUGCCAAAACAGACCUGGAGGAGCGGCGAAUGAGGUGCAUCAAUGAGAUCAUGAAGGAGUGGGCCGCGGCAGAUAAGGGGUCAAAGUCGAAGAAUCUGCCAAAGUCAGAGCAGCAAGCCCUAAAUGAGCACUUCCAGUCUGUGCUGCAAACGCUAGAGGAACAAGUGGCGGGCGAGAGGCAGAGGCUGGUGGAGACACACUUGGCCAGAGUGGAGUCCAUUCUCAACAACAACCGCCGCUUGGCCCUGGAGAGCUACCUGUCUGCAGUCGAGUCCGAUGAGCCACAGCCGGACCGUGUGCUACAGGCUCUGAAGCGAUACAUGGCCGCCGAACAGAAAGACCGAAGACACACGCUCAGGCACUAUCAGCAUAUCGUGGCCGUCGAUCCGCAGAAGGCCGAACAGAUGAAAUUCCAGGUGUAUACACAUCUGCAUGUUAUUGAGGAGAGGAUGAACCAGAGUCUGGCGCUGCUCUACAAGGAUCCUAUUUUGGCUGAGGAGCUCCAUGAUGAUAUCCAAGAGCUUGUGCGGGCAGAGCGGGGAGAUAUCAGCGAGCUCAUGACCACAUCGUUUUCUGAGACGCAUACAACUGAGGAGCUUUUGCCAGCUGACUGUGACGAAGAGAAGGAUGAUGAGGAAGAAGAGGAGAGAGAAUUUCAGAAUAGGCCCUACCCUCCCCGCGUUGACCUGCAGACGAAUAAAAAAGGAGAUGAAUACGACUAUGCCACAUCUGAGAAGACUCCUACCUAUGAAUAUGAGGAAAAGAUCAACACCUCUGUGGAGCUCAAACAGGUUGUGUACAAGCAUGAUGAAAUUGAGAGAGAUGAACUGCAACCUGAUGCCUUGGAGACAUUUAACCGCGGUGCCAUGGUGGGCUUGCUGGUGGUAGCUGUGGCCAUCGCCAUGGUGAUGGUCAUCAGUCUGUUGCUGGUGCGCAGGAAGCCUUACGGCACUAUUAGCCACGGCAUCGUCGAGGUGGACCCUAUGCUGACCCCAGAGGAACGACAGCUCACCAAAAUGCAGAACCACGGCUACGAAAACCCCACUUACAAAUUCUUUGAGCAAAUGAACUGA